Messenger RNA from Linderina pennispora, 727 nucleotides. RefSeq lists its product as uncharacterized. Lineage: Eukaryota; Fungi; Kickxellomycota; Kickxellomycetes; Kickxellales; Kickxellaceae. The record is from RefSeq and is a predicted model, not a curated record. The transcript has a single exon. The coding region runs from base 157 to 510 and encodes 117 amino acids.
GACAUGUCCGCCCACCCCAGAAGACAAAGUACAUUCGCUGCAUUAGCACUGCAUACCCUCACCCCCCUAUAUAACCCGAUUACCACACUGAUUCCAUAGAUACAUUCAUUGGAUCGCCUCACUCCGUCGACAACAUACCAUAAUCGCAUUCCCCAAAUGCACGUACUCUCUGCGCGCUCUUUCACCCUAGCCUCACUCGGCCUGGCCAUCUGUGCUGCUGCUGUACCAGCGAACUGGCCAACCCUGACCAGUGCUCUUUCCCGAGCUGACCAGAUGUGGAGUACCGCCGAAGCCCAACUCUCCGACCAGCUCAUAUCUCUCAGUUCAGCCGAUACCCAUCUCAGCUCCCAGUUCAACUCGGCCCAGGCAGCGUUUAAUUCGCAGAUUAACGUGCAGAUUGGCUCGCAGAUCAGUGACUACCAGAGCGCUGUCUCCUCGAUUUCCAGCUACCUAGACUCGCUCUGCAACUCCAAGACACCCUCAUGGUUCUGCUUUGGUACUGGCCCUUGAGCAGAACUAGCUCCUUCUCAGUAGCCUAAGUCUCCUCAUUAUCGGAUAAAUUCCAGCCUAGACUCAACAACCUAUCCGCCUUUUGUGAUUCUCAUUUCUGGUUGUUCGGAGUAGCUACCGAAUGCGACGAUUCAUUCAGCGGCAGCUUGGCAUCCUAGUUGAUUAAUCAUCAUUUGCAUUUUGGCGUUUGCUCGCUGCUUUAAAUACACUUUUAUUU